UAAACCGGUUUGGCAGAGCGAAACAUCCCCACGCCGUUAAAAAUAAUUCCCCGCUCAGCUAUGCCGUCGUUCAACGUUUCAGUUCGCAAACACUCGCCGUCAAACGCGCUCACGUCCGAUCCGAUGAAAGUCCUCUUCGUUUGCAUCGGCAACUCGUGCCGUUCGCCGAUGGCCGAAAGUGUGCUGAAAAGUAUGGCGUCCGAGCACGGACUCACCGACUGGUACGUGGACAGUGCGGCACUGCGCGAGUGGAACGUAGGCCGCGGGCCGGAAGAGCGGGCGCUGGCCGUGCUGGCCGAGCACGGGCUCACCUCCGACCAUAUCGGCCGGCUGAUCGGGCCGGACGAUUUCCGUCAGUUCGAUUACGUCUUCGGCAUGGACGAGUCGAACGUGGCCGACCUGCUGCACCGGGCACCGGUUGACGGGCGGGCGAAAAUAGAGCUGCUCGGGAACUACCGGGGCAAAGAGCUGGACCGCAUUAUCAUCGAUCCGUACUUUGUGAGUGGAAAGCGUCCGUCCACCCGGCACACGGUUGCUGCUGUCACACACGUUAAGCUCAUACACUUUGUUCAUCUUUCUCCCCCAAGGAACACGGCAUACAUGGGUUUCGGCGGUGCUUCGAUCAGAUCAUGAUUUGCUGCGCCAAUUUCAUCAAAACCCACGGACGUACGGGUCAGUGAUAGAAGGACAGUUUUGUGGAAUAAAUGCAGGGUGUAAAUAAAGUUCAGCUUAUUAAAUAUCCAAAAGCACUUCAGUAGAAAA
Molecule: messenger RNA, 762 nt
Organism: Anopheles gambiae (African malaria mosquito)
Lineage: Eukaryota; Metazoa; Arthropoda; Insecta; Diptera; Culicidae
Gene: Argp
Product: low molecular weight phosphotyrosine protein phosphatase 1
Exons: 2
Coding region: 61-633 (190 amino acids)
Biological process (GO): protein dephosphorylation
Molecular function (GO): protein tyrosine phosphatase activity
Source: RefSeq, a predicted model, not a curated record